AUGUCUCUCGAAAGCGAAGCCGUGGCUGGAGCGACCAUCGAGCUUCUCGAGGCGCGUCUGCGCCGCCUCUCCUACCUCCUAACGGGCGCCACAGAAUGGACGGGAGUCCCUACCGACCCCGAGAAGCCCACCUCUCACGAAGAAACCGUCUCACGCCGAGUCGCCCGGCUAGAAAGAGAGCUGGAAAAGCUCAGUCGAAAUGUUCCCGCAGUGGGGGAUGUGAUUCAACUCCGUAUUCUGAGUCUACUAUUUCACCAGCAAAAUCCAGACACCAAUUUACACCUUUCUAAUCAGAUUCCAGAUGACCGCUUCCCAGACCUCUUUGAACCCCCACCCACCCACGAAGUCCCCGAAGGUCUUUCCACUCGCACAUUAUCCUCAAUCGUCCUUUCCUAUGCAACCGCCUUCCCCGAAACCGCGUCAAGACUUACAUCUCUGAACGACCUACCCGUGCCCGACGCGCAGAGCUCAGCGGAUUUGAUUGAAUUACAACCUAAAUUGGACAGCCUCGCGCAGACGCAGGCUCAGCAGGCUGAAACUAUAUCUGAGCUGCGUGUGCGCACGGCUCGUGUGUUGCAGAGGUGGUAUGAGGUGGGUCUUGUCGGGGGUGGUGAGUGUUGGGCUGAAUGGGAGGGUCGACUUGAGGACGUGGAGAGGGAGGUGAGGAGGAGGGAGGUUGCUAAGGAGAGGAGGGAGAAUGAGAUUUGA
Messenger RNA from Penicillium atrosanguineum, 708 nucleotides. Its product is annotated as putative nuclear distribution protein RO10. The record is from RefSeq and is a predicted model, not a curated record. Lineage: Eukaryota; Fungi; Ascomycota; Eurotiomycetes; Eurotiales; Aspergillaceae. The transcript is spliced from 2 exons. Bases 1 to 708 code for a protein of 235 amino acids.